This is a messenger RNA of Coffea eugenioides, 1804 nucleotides long. Its product is annotated as tobamovirus multiplication protein 1-like. The record is from RefSeq and is a predicted model, not a curated record. NCBI's taxonomy places the organism in Eukaryota, Viridiplantae, Streptophyta, Magnoliopsida, Gentianales, Rubiaceae. The transcript is spliced from 13 exons. The coding region runs from base 440 to 1501 and encodes 353 amino acids.
UUCCGAAAAGAGCCAAAAUCCAGACAGACACUCGUAUAUGUCAAAUAAUUCUCUGUUUUAGGAAGAGGAAAAACGAGUGAAAAAGGAGAGAGAGUGAUAUACUCUCUUGCAGAUCUGCUGCAAAUUGAAAUUCAAAGAUACCAUCAGCUAAAGAAACCCUUUCCUUGAUUCCAUUCCAUGCCAUACCAUUCCAUACCCCACCCCAACUUAGUUCUUAACGAUAUUGUAUACUUAUUAUCAGUCUAAAUUAGCCUUAUUACAAAGUUUGCAAGAACCCCUUUUACCAUAUUUUGGUAGUAUUAGUAUUUAUACUGUCAGAUAGCAUAUAUAUACCAUACAGGUCUGCAAUAGACAGAAGAGAUAGAAGGGUUCAGUGCAUGAGAGAGAGAGAGAGAGAUAGAGAUUGGUAUAGGUAUUGAUAGGAUAGAGAGAGGGGAAAAUGUUUGAAUUUGUAGUGGGAAGUUGCUAUCCAGAUGCUUUGGUCGGAGUUUAUGUGGGAUUGCUUUCUGUUGAUGGACUUCUUGCUGUAAUUGCAUUUACUCAGUUAUUGAGGAUUCAUUCAAGAGAUUCAAGAAUCGGCUGGACUCGUCAGAAAGUUUUUCAUCUAAUGAUUGGGUCCUCUAAUGCAGGUUGUUUUGUUUACAUUGUAUUGACUCUUGUUGCUGCUUGCAAGGAUUGGGCUUGCUGGUCAGAUUCAUGUGGUUUCAUCACUAUGGCUUGCCCUCAAAUUAUAUUUUUGGCUGCAUUUCUUCUGCUUCUUUCAUUCUGGGUUGACCUAUGCCACCAGUCUAACGACGAGGAUGACGAAGAUGAUGGAUACAAUCCACGGGAAGCUCUGUUGGAAAAGAUGAAUAAAGAAAAUGCAGCUGUUCAUAGUGGCAGAAAAUGUUGCUCUUUUCGAGCAGUUCAUGUUGGUAGCCGCCAAAAAAUUGUGAUUCUGGUCAUUGUGCUAAUUUUUGUACUAAUGGCUGUAUCUGCUGUCCUAAUAUGGAUUGGGAAGGGCAAAAAUUCUUUAAAUUCAUCCGUGGUUGCUCGGGUCUAUGUAGAUCUUUUCGCUGUUGCAGUUUUUUCCCUUGGAGGAGCAUUGGCAUGUUAUGGCCUUGUAUUGUUCCUGAAAAUGAGCAAAGUUAGAUCUGAAAGAGUCGCUUCAGAGAAAUGGAAGGUUGCUGGACUGGCUAUUGUCUCUGUUGUAUGCUUUACUUCAUACGCUCUCGUUGGACUAUUUACAAAUAUACCUCUUCUUUACAACUGGAAUCAAGAGACAAUUAGGGGCAUUUAUACCUCUGUUCUUCUGGUUUUCUAUUACUUUUUAGGUUCAUCUAUACCGUCUGCAUUUUUAUUGUGGAUGAUGAGAGAGUUACCAGCUCCUCUUGUAAUUAAUAGAGAGCAAGAAUCAAGAAUAAUUGCUUUCAUUAGUGAUAGCUCAGUAACAGUGCAUCCCCAGCGCUGGACGACGACAGCCAGUUUGCAGAAUCAGGUAUCAAGAGCAAGCCCUAUAUGAUUGCAAUUACAUCUAGAAAAGAAGGCGCCAUCCAAGGAGUUCUACUUGCCGAGAGGAGCGGCUUAUCAUGCUAGUAUUAGAUGAAAAGGUGGCCUUAGUGACAUCCCAUCCUAGGCACUCGGAGUGCAGCCGUAAGACUGCCGAUGCCAUAGCUUUGACAACUUUAGGCUUCUGUAAAUAGCAACAGAACAUAGAGGGCCAUCUAUAGAGAUAGGUUUAUUGUGAAUAUGCAAAGGAAUUGUCUUCCUGUGUAAAUGCGAUUUUAAUUUUCUUAUCAAUGACCAUUAAAAGUUUACGUUUAAA